Messenger RNA from Callithrix jacchus (white-tufted-ear marmoset), 1444 nucleotides. It is a transcript of the gene CFAP36, whose product is annotated as cilia and flagella associated protein 36. The record is from RefSeq and is a predicted model, not a curated record. Gene Ontology annotation, cellular component: axoneme; ciliary base. Lineage: Eukaryota; Metazoa; Chordata; Mammalia; Primates; Cebidae.
GCGGCAUUCACUUCCGGGCCGCGGUCUAGGGCAGCUACGUGUGUUGUCAUAGAGACCAUUUUGCGUUAACUGGUUGGUAGCUUCUAGCCUGGGGGCAGAGCGACUGCGGGCUAGCGCUUCCCCUACUCCCUCUCGGCUCCCUGUGGCCCCAGGGCUUAAGCGGGCUCCGGCGGUCUGGCCUAGGGAUUCCCGUGGCCCCUUUGGGGCGGGAUGGCUACGGAAGAAGAGGACGAGGUGGAGUGGGUGGUGGAGAGUAUCGCAGGGUUCCUGCGAGGCCCGGAUUGGUCCAUCCCCAUCUUGGACUUUGUGGAGCAGAAAUGUGAAGUUUUUGAUGAUGAAGAAGAAAGCAAAUUGACCUACACAGAGAUUCAUCAGGAAUACAAAGAACUAGUUGAAAAGCUGUUAGAAAGUUACCUUAAAGAAAUUGGAAUUAAUGAAGAUCAAUUUCAACAAGCAUGCACUUCUCCUCUUGCGAAGACCCAUACAUCACAGAAAGGGGGUUGUGCUGUGUUGCUCAGGCUGGUCUUGAGCUCCUGGCAUCAAGCAAUCCUCCUGCCUCAGCCUCCCAAAGCUCUGAGAUUACAGGCCAUUUUGCAACCUGUGUUGGCAGCAGAAGAUUUUACUAUCUUUAAAGCAAUGAUGGUCCAGAAAAACAUUGAAAUGCAGCUGCAAGCCAUUCGCAUAAUUCAAGAGAGAAAUGGUGUAUUACCUGACUGCUUAACAGAUGGCUCUGAUGUGGUCAGUGACCUUCAACAGGAAGAGAUGAAAAUUCUGAGGGAAGUUCUUAGAAAAUCAAAAGAGGAAUAUGACCAGGAAGAAGAAAGGAAGAGGAAAAAACAGGUGCCUACAGAACAUAUAACAAAAUUAUCAGAGGCUAAAACAGAAGAGCCCACAGUGCAUUCCAGUGAAGCUGCAAUAAUGAAUAAUUCCCAAGAGGAUGGUGAACAUUUUGCAGCCCUACCCUCAGAAGUUAAAGUGCAUUUUGCUAAUCAGUCAGUAGAACCUUUGGGAAGAAAGGUGGAAAUGUCUGAAACUUCCUCCCUCCCACAAGAAGGCCUAAAGAUUCCUGACUUAGAACAUGCGAGCAUUGAAGGACCAAUAGCAAAUUUAUCAGCACUUGGAACAGAAGAACUUCGGCAACGAGAACACUAUCUCAAGCAGAAGAGAGAUAAGUUGAUGUCCCUGAGAAAGGAUAUGAGGACUAAGCAGAUACAAAAUACGGAGCAGAAGGGAAAACCCACUGGGGAGGUAGAGGAAAUGACAGAGAAGCCAGAAAUGACAGAGAAGCCAGAAAUGACAGCAGAGGAGAAGCAAACAUUACUAAAGAGGAGAUUGCUUGCAGAGAAACUCAAAGAAGAAGUUAUUAAUAAGUAAUCAUUAAAAACAGUUUAACAAAAUGGAAGUUCAAAUUGUCUUAAAAAUAAAUUUAGUCCUUCCACUGAGA